This is a messenger RNA of Triticum turgidum subsp. durum (durum wheat), 537 nucleotides long. NCBI's taxonomy places the organism in Eukaryota, Viridiplantae, Streptophyta, Magnoliopsida, Poales, Poaceae. The record is from the annotation of a GenBank genome assembly.
AUGGAUGUCGAUCGACAAGAAACGAUGGAAGAGACUAUUCUCGUCGGUGAUGAUCUUAUGCGUGGGCCACCUUCCCCUGUCGUACCGAAAGAGAUUGCAUCCCAUGUCCUUGAAGGUGUUGAGCUCUGUGAUGGUAUCCUGAAGAAUCUUUUCCUAUGCUUGCAAAUCAAUGAUAUUGAGCCAUUUUGUCAAGGCGAAAUUGUACUAUACAAACAAUACGCUGAGAAAAGGGAUAAGGAAAUAAGGGAACGACUGCAGGAUAGUGAAUAUAAAUUGGGUUUCUCGAUGCCCCUCGAAGAUGCAAAGGAAAGAGUCACUCAACUCCAAUCAGAACUCACACUGCUCGAAAGGCGCAUGAUUCUUGCUAGUGGUCUUCCGGGUAUGGAAGGAUUUCGCCAACGAUGGAGCUUGCAUGGACAGCUCGGCGAUACAAGGAAAAGGUUGGAGGCGCUGAACAGUGGGAUGGCAAAAAGAGAGAGCCCAAGUCCUCCAGGCGAAGGCACAACACCUGCAGUUAAGAAGAGGUGGUUCUUUUAG